This is a messenger RNA of Theobroma umbraticum, 561 nucleotides long. RefSeq names its product cysteine proteinase inhibitor 5-like. The record is from RefSeq and is a predicted model, not a curated record. Gene Ontology annotation, molecular function: cysteine-type endopeptidase inhibitor activity. Lineage: Eukaryota; Viridiplantae; Streptophyta; Magnoliopsida; Malvales; Malvaceae.
CCACCAAACUCAGUCAUUGGAACCCGCAGUUAUAAUUUGCAAAAAUUCAGAAUGCAGCAAAAAUUACUUGUCGCUGUCUUCUCGGUUUCCCUCAUGUUCCUUCCUUUCGUCUUCUGCGAUGCCCGGAGGAAGACUUUGGUCGGCGGAUGGAAACCGAUAAAAGACUUGAAUGACCCCCACGUGACGGAAGUUGCGAAGUUCGCCGUGUCGGAGUACAACAAGCAGUCGAAGUCGAGUUUGGAGUUGAAGAGCGUGAUGAAAGGCGAGAUGCAGGUGGUUUCAGGAAUAAACUAUAAGCUUGAUGUGGAGACCACCGCCGGGACCACCGCUGAGGCUAAGGAAUACGAGGCUGUCGUUUGGGAGAAGGCCGGGCUUAAUUCCAAGAGCCUAAUCUCGUUUAAACCUAUCCAGGGUUGAUGAAGUAAAUCGUUUGGGAACAACUUUUAGGGUUUUGGGAAUGUAUGUUCAUGUUUUAGACUGAUUUAAGAAUGAUACCAAGGGUGUUUAUUCUACUUUUGCGACAAUUAAAAAUAAAAAAUUUCGAUUAUGAUUUAUGAUAUA